AUGGGCUCCAUCUACCGGUCGGAGCACAUGUCGCUCUGUCAGAUAUUCUUACAAACUGAUUCAGCCUACCAAUGUAUUGCUGAACUCGGAGAGAUGGGAGUUGCUCAAUUCAGAGAUCUUAAUGUUGAGCUGAAUUCUUACCAGAAAAAGUUUGUGAAUGAAGUCAAGCGAUGCGAUGAGAUGGAAAGAAAGCUCCGCUACAUCGAAGAAGAAGUCAAGAAGGAUGAAGUUCCUAUCCCUGACACUGAUGAGAUUAUUCCUUCUCCUCAGCCAAGAGUUAUGGUCGAGCUUGAGGCCAGAUUUGAACAGCUUGAAGAUGAACUUGUCGCCAUCAACUCAAACACCAAUGUUUUAAAGAAAAACCACGUUCAGUUGAUGGAACUGAAGGCUGUUCUUGAGAAAGUCAAGACAUUCCUUGAUGGAAACUCCAGAAGAGAUGCUGCCAUGUCCAUCAGCGAAGCCAGUCGCGGAGAAGCUGGACCUUUCACCAUCGGAGUUAAGAAUGACUUCGACAAAGAGAGACGCGAAGAAAAUGAAUUGAAAUUCAUUACCGGUGUUAUCCGUCGUGAUCGUGUUGGAUCUUUCGAAAGAUUUGUCUGGAGAAUGUGCCGUGGAAAGGUUUUCACACGCACUGUCGAUAUUGAGGAGAAGACAGACCUCUUCGCUGUUCACAGCAAGGGUAUUGAAGAGAAAUCAGUAUUCAUCCUCUUCUUUUCUGGAGAACAGCUUUUGAGCAAAUGCAAAAAGAUUUGCCAGGGAUUCCAUGCUACAAUCUACAACUGCCCAGACAAUCAAGUUGAGAGAACAACUCUUCUUGCUCAGAUCAAUCUUCAAGUAAAUGAUAUGAAGAGUGUCAUCCAUGAGACUUUGGAACAUCGUCGCAGAAUCAUACAUGCUGCUGCAGUCAGCACAAAGAAAUGGACGAUCAUGCUCAUCAAGCUCAAAGCUAUUUUCCAUACUUUGAACAUGUUCUCCGUUGAUGUAACUCAAAAGUGCUUGAUUGCUGAAUGCUGGGUUCCAACUGACGAUAUUGGCAAAGUUCGUGAUGCUCUUCGUCGUGGAACAGAGCUAUCUGGAUCUAAUGUACAUGCUGUCCUCAAUGAAAUGCAAACACAUAGAAAUCCUCCAACUUACUAUCGCUUGAACAAGUUCACUCAAGGUUUCCAGAACAUUAUCGAUGCUUAUGGUAUUGCUGCCUAUAGAGAAGUCAAUCCAGCUCCAUGGGCCAUUAUUUCUUUCCCAUUCUUGUUCGCUGUUAUGUUUGGUGAUUCCGGACAUGGAACUCUUAUGUUUUUGGCUGCUUCCGCAUUUUUGAUCUUUGAGAAAAAAUUGAUCAAAGCUAAGAUUACCGAUGAAAUUUUCAAUACAUUCUUUGGUGGUCGUUAUGUCGUUUUCCUUAUGAGUAUGUUCUCUAUCUACACUGGAUUGUUAUACAACGAUAUUUAUUCCAAAUCCAUAAAUAUCUUUGGUUCGCCAUGGAAGAAUCCUUACAAUGUUUCCUUACUUCAUGGUAUGGAGCUUUCAGCUUUCAAGAAUAAUGAGAAAGAUCCCGACUUGACCUGGAACCCAAUAGAAUCAUUCAACCACGAUUCUGGACCAUAUCCAUUCGGUGUUGAUCCAAUUUGGAACUUAGCCAAGAACAAAUUGAACUUCUUGAAUCCCAUGAAAAUGAAAACGUCUAUUCUUCUUGGAGUCGGUCAGAUGGCUUUUGGUCUUCUUCUUUCUCUCUGCAAUCACAUUAAUCGACGAUCUGUCAUUGACAUCUUCUUCGUAUUCAUUCCCCAAUGUCUCUUCUUAGGUUGUAUUUUCGUAUAUUUGUGUGUACAGAUUGUUCUCAAAUGGGUCUUCAUCUACAUCGAGCCCAAAUUCAUCUUCGGAUAUCUUUACCCUGGACCUUUCUGUGCUCCAUCUCUCCUUAUCGGUUUGAUCAACAUGUUCAUGGUUAAGAAACGUGAUCCUGGUUAUGUUAUGAUUAAUUCUGCUAACGCCACACAAUCUGUAGUAAUUGAUGGAAAAACUUAUAAGUAUGAGAUGUAUGACCAAUGUUUCCAACAACUUUGGUAUCCUAAUCAGGGAACUAUUGAACUUAUCUUACUCGGAGUAGCUUUACUCUCUAUUCCUGUUAUGCUUCUCGUCAAGCCAUUCUACCUGAGAUCGCGUGCUAAGAGAGGACUUCCAGUUGAUGACGGACAUGCUGUUGAAGGAGAAGGAGAAGAUGAAGAGCAUGGACAUGAAUUUGUAUUCGGUGAUUGUAUGGUUUAUCAAGCUAUUCAUACUAUUGAAUUCGCACUUGGUUGCAUCUCACAUACUGCUUCUUAUCUCCGUUUGUGGGCUUUAUCACUUGCUCAUGCUCAAUUGUCUGAAGUACUUUGGGAUAUGCUCUUAGCUAUUGGUUUAAAGAUGGGUGGUUGGGCAGGAGCAGCUGGAAUGUUCAUUCUCUUCUUCUUCUUCGCUUGGCUCUCAAUCGGUAUUCUCAUCAUGAUGGAAGGACUAUCAGCUUUCCUGCAUACACUUCGUUUACAUUGGGUUGAGUUCAACUCCAAAUUCUAUCAAGGAACUGGUUAUGCAUUCCAACCGUUCAGCUUUAUCAAGUUGAUCAGAGUAUCUGAAGGACUUGAGGAAGCUUAA
Auanema sp. JU1783 is the source of this 2628-nucleotide messenger RNA. The record is from the annotation of a GenBank genome assembly. NCBI's taxonomy places the organism in Eukaryota, Metazoa, Nematoda, Chromadorea, Rhabditida, Rhabditidae.